Molecule: messenger RNA, 2681 nt
Organism: Pristis pectinata (smalltooth sawfish)
Lineage: Eukaryota; Metazoa; Chordata; Chondrichthyes; Rhinopristiformes; Pristidae
Gene: sfrp5
Product: secreted frizzled-related protein 5
Exons: 3
Coding region: 764-1678 (304 amino acids)
Biological process (GO): negative regulation of canonical Wnt signaling pathway; canonical Wnt signaling pathway; non-canonical Wnt signaling pathway
Molecular function (GO): Wnt-protein binding
Source: RefSeq, a predicted model, not a curated record
AGAAAGAGGGUGUAAGAGAGGGAGAGAGGGAGAGGGAGAAGGAGAGUGAGAGAGUGAGGGAGAGAGAUAGAGAUAUAGAGAGAGAGCGAGAGUGAGGGAGCUGUCGUUGACAAGCCAUGCAUCAGUGUACUGAGGGUGCAGGGGAGACUUGCUGCUCCAACUGAUUGACGGGGCAAUGCACGCUGCCAGAUUAGCGGCUGAAGACAGCUCAGGAGCUGAUUGGUUGGUGUGAAAUCCUCCUGGUUUUGUGGGCAAGGCUGUGGGGCCGGACUCUGGCUGCAGAGAGCGAGGAGGGAAGGAGGGAGGGAGCAGCUAAAUACUGGCCCAUCUGCUGAAUCUGCCAGAGCUGCCUUGGUUGUGUGUGAGUGAGAGGGUGAACGAGUGUGUGUGUGUGUAUGUGUGUGAGUGUGUAUGUGUGUGUGUACAUAAGUGUGUGAGUGUGUGUGUCUGUGUGUAUACACGAGUGUGUGUGUGAGUGUGUGUGUGUGUGAGUGUGUGUGUGUGCCUAUGCAUGUGCAUGUGUGCACACGUGUGUGUGGCGUGCGACACACUCCGUGCACUCCACAAAGCUUGAAACCCUGUGCAGAGCAAGCCCACGAGGCAGACGGACCCGGGCAGGGCUGAGGACCCGGGAGAGGACAUUCCCUGGAGCCUGGCUCUCUGGGAACAGCGGGACCCGCAGACAGCGAGGAGCAAGCGGGCAGCGAGGCCGGUCCUCAGUCCCCCGGCGGGACCCAACGCGCGCGGACCGGCCGUGCUGACCAUGCGGGGCCUCUUCACCACGGCGGUGGCGCUGCUGCUGGCGGGACCCAGCUGGGGGAGCAGCGCGGAGGAGUACGAGUACUACAGCUGGCAGUCUGACCACCUCCAGUCCGGCAGGUUCUACACCAAGCAGCCGCAGUGCGUGGACAUCCCCUCUGACCUCCGCCUCUGCCACAACAUCGGCUACCGCAAGAUGCGGGUGCCCAACCUGCUGGAGCAUGACACCUUGCCCGAGGUCAAACACCAGGCUAGCAGCUGGGUCCCCCUCCUCGCCAAGCAGUGUCACCCCGACACCCAGAUCUUCCUCUGCUCCCUUUUCGCCCCCAUCUGCCUGGACCGCCCCAUCUACCCCUGCCGCUCCCUCUGCCAGGCCGUGAGAGACGGCUGCUCGCCCGUCAUGGGCUCCUUCGGCUUCCCCUGGCCCGACAUGCUGAGGUGCGACCGCUUCCCCCUCGACAACGACCUCUGCGUCUCGCUGCAGUCACAGGGCAACCAGGUCACACAGCCGCCAGUCUCGAAGGUCUGUCCACCAUGUGACAACGAGAUGAAGGCGGACAUCAUCCUUGAGCACUACUGCGCCAGCGAGUUUGCGCUCAAGAUGAAGAUCAAGGAGAUAAAGAAGGAGAAGGGAGAUCGCAAAAUCAUCUCCCAGAGGAGGAAGAAGGUGCUGAAGAUGGGACCCUUAAGGAAGAAGGAUCUCAAGAAGUUGGUUCUGUACAUAAAAAAUGGAGCAAGCUGUCCCUGUAACCAGCUGGACAACCCCAACAGCAACUUCCUCAUCAUGGGACGCAAGUGGGACAACCAAUUUCUCCUCACGGUCAUCCACAGAUGGGACAAGAAGAACAAGGAUUUGAGGCACGCAUUGAAGAUGAUGAAAACCUACCAGUGUCCAACAUAUCAUCACAUCUUUCAAUGACUGCUCUUGUGGAAGUAGUUCAUUUGGGACAGACUCUUAUGCAAAAUCACAAAAAUUGCUUUUAUAGCGUCUUUGUUAAGAAAAAAAAUUACACUUGGUUCUGCCAGCCUUAUCGAAUGAUCUUGUCCAUAUAUAGUAAUUCCUUUAUAAUCUUUCUUGCGCCAAUAACCAGAUGGAAAGUGAAAGCCUCCUUUAAAUGGACGUGAAUGAUGAAUGGAUACUUAAGUUCAAGAUCCGAGAGGUUAAAAAUAAGUCAAAUUUUUGCUCUCUCUAUAUAUAUCUCUCUCUUCCCUCUCCAAAGAUAAUAUGGCUUAGAUAACUUGGCAGCGGGAAGAUCCUUUGACGUGGCAUGUUGGAAUAACAGAGCAGGAUCCUGAGAUGUUUGACGUGAUGCAGAUCAAGUACUCCAGAGGAGAACUGGUUCUAUAGACCUGCUCCAGGCUUAAACCGCAAGGAAACUUGCUACGGUCAGGAGAUGACUCUCCAGGGGGCACAGACUCCCUGGGUUAGGGAAGAAUUGGGUUGAAGAUACACAACCCACGGUUUGAUUGUAAAUGAAAUCAAUUGACAGCGAUGCAUCGCUACCGGCUGCCGACAGAGAUGGAACACCCAAUGUGAUCUUAAGGGUAUAGCUGUUUUGUUGUAGCGUCAUACAAUUUAACGAGGGUUGUUGAUUAUGCAUUAUUUGGGAAUGGGGAUAAUCACCCUGGUCAUCUACUGUGGAUUAAAUGUUUGUAUGUGUUGGAACCACUAAUGUGAAAAGAUGUGACUCUGCUCCUAAGGUGUGGUGACUAGAGAGUGUUACUUUUGAGUCUGUACUUACAUGACACCUUGUAUGUUAGAGCUACCUUACCAACAGUGAUUAUUUUGUUCUUUCUUCUAAAUAUUAUUUUGAUUUGUCUUGUUUGUAUUUUUUAAAUGCCUAUCAAUAUUGCCACAGUCAAGAACCUACUCACAUUAAAGUAAUAAAGAGAAAAUAACCAGAAUUAGCAUGAUGGUACAU